AUGCUGUCCCACAACGGCACGAGCUCGCAUCCACAACCGCACCCGCAGCCGCAAUCGCAGCCGCUUCACCAGCAGCAGCCGCAGCAGCAGCAGCUUCCGCGACCGCACUCGACUCCAGUCAAGCGAAGGAGGCGAACCGGUCACGGCCCUGAUGCGCGGUCCUGUCCUCACUGUGGACGAACGUUCAAGCGCACCGAGCACUUGGAGCGCCAUCGGAUCGCUUUCCAUGAGGAUGGAUCUGAGUCUCCGGGGGUCCCAUCGGAGCCGGACUCGGGGGAAACCCAUGGGCCUGUUGAGGCUGAUCUGGCUGCUGCCGUCUCCCUCUCGGGGAUGAGCGUGGACCACUGGGCACAACAGCAACAACCACCUGCACCGCCGUCAGAGCUGUAUCCCAUGGCCGUCCCACGGAACGGCGCUCUCGUAGAUGCCUCAUAUCAGCAGGCUCUGCUUGGAGAUCAAUUCUAUGAAAAUGGCAAUCAAGAUGCUGUGGGAUUUGACGCCCACUUCAGAGAGUUUGCCAACUUUCUCGACGGUGUUGGGCUGCCAGCGGAAUGGAGCCCCUACUUUCACGGCCCUGACAGAGAUCACGAGGUUACCGACACAACGGUGAAAAUGUCCAGAGAAGGGACAACUACGCCGGGGGCCCGUAAUAAUAGAACUCGACCGGGGACGCCUUUUAACACAAACCCGCGGUCUGUUGACAUUGAUUCGCAACCGUACCGUAUAUCAGACGAGCAGCGGCAUCGUCUGAACAACUCCAUUGAAACAUUUCGAGACAUUCUCGAUCCAGAUUUCAAGUUCCCAUCACGGCACGCCUUAUCGCGCUAUCUAACCUCAUUCUUCGAGGGAUUCCACUCGCACAUGCCAUUCAUACAUACGCCAACAUGGCGAGUCCCUGAACACUCCAUUGAACUCAUUCUCGGCCUCGCUGCAGUCGGCGCCCAGUAUUGCUUCGAGCAUCGCAUGUCCGAGAGACUUUUUCAUGCGGGCAAGACUAUUCUCAUGGAGAGAUUGAUGCACGAGUCUGAAACAUUUGGUCCGAAUACCAGUUCAUCUCUGAAUUUUCACAACCUGACGCCACAACGCCGCGCCUCGCAAGGUUUCCGGGAGAGGGACUGGGGUUCUUGGGAACCAAUAGAGACAGUUCGAGCCCUGAUUGCCCUCAUGGGUUACGCCACUUGGGAGCCCAAAGUGUCACUCGUGCAAGAAGCGUUUGCUUUACAGGCACUUCUGGCACAGAUCCUUCGAGAAGUUGGUCUUUAUGAAGAGGAUGUCCCUCAACUUCCUGCCGAUCAGGCCACCCCGCAAGCCGCCUGGCAAGCAUGGGUGCGACAGGAGUCUACGCGCCGAGCCAAGCUCAUUGCCUUUUCCUUCAUGCACACUCACAGCAUCGCAUAUAACGUGUAUCCUGUGCUACGCAGCAACGAGGUUGGUCUUCGACUCCCUUGCUCGACUGGAGAGUGGAAAGCGCAGUCGGCGUGCCAGUGGCAGACCGCUCGCCAGGAAACUGAGAAGCAACAACUGUACUUUCAAGACGCUUUGUCAUUGCUAUUGAGGAACACAGACGGGACCGCUCCCGUUGACCCUAUUCCAACACCACUGGGUAACUACAUCCUCUUGCAUGGGCUCCUCCAGAGGAUUUUCAUUGUCCGCGACUUGUCUUUACCAGUCAUGGAUCAGUCAGCGUCUCUUCCCAGUGAAGAGGUUGACAAGCUUGAACGAGGCCUGCGUUCCUGGACCGCAGGGUGGCAGCAAGCUCCCGAAUCCAGUCUUGACCCCAACAACGAGAAUGGACCUAUCCCCUUCACAUCCAGCUCUUUGCUCGGCCUCGCCUAUGUGCGCAUCUACCUUCACCUUGGUCCGUACCGGCUUCUUGAAUCUCGAGACCCUAUGCGUAUCGCCAAGGCCAUCAACCGGUCUCCGGCCGUGGAGCGAAGUGGUGGUGUCAUCACCGCGCUGCUGUACACUGCUCAUAUGCUCAGUAUCCCUGUACGACUUGGCGUUGACCGUGUCGCGCGUAGCCAGGCGUUCUUCUGGAGCGUUCGUCACUCACUUUCGGGGCUAGAGUGUGCGGUUCUGCUCAGUAAAUGGCUCUCAUCACUCACUGAAUCCGUCGCGACAACGCCUCUUAGUGACAGCGAGGAUCGCAUCUUGCACUGGGUUCGAUGCAUUGUGGAAGAGGCGUACGAUGUCGUCGAUUUCGAAGACGAUGAGCCCGAAACGUCAACGGAUCGAGAUCCCGCCUCACUGAGCCUUGCGGUUUUGAGAAUAUGGGCACACUUUUUCAAAAGCAACACGCAAUGGCCUUUCAUCAAUAUCAUCGGAAAGAGCUUGGAGAAGUACCGUGAGUUGCUUAUGCGCAGCAGAAAGCAGCUGGUCACUUGA
This is a messenger RNA of Colletotrichum paranaense, 2385 nucleotides long. RefSeq lists its product as uncharacterized. Lineage: Eukaryota; Fungi; Ascomycota; Sordariomycetes; Glomerellales; Glomerellaceae. The transcript is spliced from 7 exons. The record is from RefSeq and is a predicted model, not a curated record. Gene Ontology annotation, biological process: DNA-templated transcription; regulation of transcription by RNA polymerase II. The coding region runs from base 1 to 2385 and encodes 794 amino acids. Gene Ontology annotation, molecular function: RNA polymerase II cis-regulatory region sequence-specific DNA binding; DNA-binding transcription factor activity, RNA polymerase II-specific; zinc ion binding. Gene Ontology annotation, cellular component: chromatin.